CAACUUGAUUGGCACACGUGCUACAAAAUAAUUGAGGGGAUUUGCAAUGGUUUGCACUACCUUCACGAGCAAAUUGACAAGUCUGUUCUUCACUUGGACCUUAAGCCUGCGAACGUAUUGCUUGACAACAAUUUGGCACCAAAACUUACAGAUUUUGGGCUGUCAAGACUGCUUGAUCAAUAUCAAACUAUGUUCACUCCAAAUCGUUUUGGUACAUUAGGCUACAUGGCACCAGAAUACAUCGAUGAAGGUACAAUCACACCUAAGACAGACAUAUUUAGUUUGGGUGUGAUUAUCAUGGAGCUAAUAACGGGACACAGGGACUACCCAAGUGUUGCGGGAACAUCUUCCGAGGGCUUUAUUGAGCAUAUAUGGGAAUUCUGUUUCAGCUUUCUCAGUUUGAUUCCAUUUUAGGAGACUAUGUUUCAUUUUAUCUUUGCAUUACCGACAUUCUGAUUCUUGUUCUGAUUUCACAGGUACUUAAAAAAUGGAGAAACACAUUGGAGAAAGCACAGGGGUACACAAAGCUAGAAAUAGAUUGCCAACAAAUUAAACGAUGCAUUCAAAUAGGUCUAAUCUGUGUUAAUCCUGAGUGGUCCAAAAGGCCUACAACAGCAAAAAUUAUCAAGAUGCUUAAAGGACUAGAAAGUUCAGAUUGUAGGAUUAGCAAUGAGGCAACGUCAUCAGCACAUCAGACUUCAAAUGGGGUUAGUGAACGAGGAAAACAACCUCCAAAAAAUACACUAUGUAUUGAGAUUUUGGAGCAAGCUGAAAGACAGGAUCUAGCAUUGGUCUCUCUUGCAAUUGCGGGUGACUGUCUAUGUGGAAAGUUGAAGUUGUUGUACCUAAAAAACGGAGAACACAUUUCUCCACAGGCAUCCAUCGUUCGCAUCGUUGUCCCAGGCUCGCCUGCUGGUACCAAACUUCAUGUGGACCCCUACAUGCUCUCCGUGCGGAGUCCCUACCUUCGUGCGAUCUUCACCCGCCACAAUAAUCAAUAUGGUGCAUCUGAGGGCAGUGCGGAGGGCAACAGGAUGGACCUCCAAGAAUUUCUAGGCAAGGAAGUGAAGGUCGAGUACGAUGCGCUGUUACUGGUACUCUUGUACCUGUACAGUGGCCGUGUCGGAGACCUUCCCGAGUCGGCGUACAUAUGUGCCGACGAGAACGGUUGUGCGCACCUCGGCUGCCACCCCACCGUCUCCUUCAAGGUGCAGGUUCUCUUUGUUGCCUUCACAUUCCAGGUCCCCGAGCUCACCAGCCUCUUCCAGCGGGAUCUCCUUGAUGUCCUUCAUAAGGUUGAAGUGGAUAACCUUCCACUGAUCUUGUCUGUUGCAAACUUAUGCAAAAAAUCUUGCGGGAAACUGCUCGAGAGAUGCCUUGAGAUGGUAGUCCAGUCAAAUCUUGACAUGAUUACUCUUGAGAAAGUAUUGCCUCCAGAUGUUGUUAAGCAAAUUACUGACUUACGGCUAAGUUUUGGAUUAGCUUCAUCCGAGGACAUGGGCUUUCCUAACAAACAUGUAAGAAGGAUACUCAGAGCCCUUGAUUCCGAUGAUGUGGAGCUAGUAAGGAUUCUGAUCAAGGAAGGGCAGACCAAUCUUGAUGAUGCAUUUGCGCUCCAUUAUGCUGUAGAACACUGUGACUCAAAAAUUACAACAGAACUUCUGGACAUUGCACUUGCAGAUGUUAGUCUCAGAAACCCAAGAGGUUACACUGUUCUUCACAUUGCCGCCAGACGGAAGGAUCCUAAAAUCAUUGUCUCCCUUUUAACCAAAGGCGCUCGGCCUUCCGAUUUUACAUUUGAUGGAAGAAAAGCAGUUCAUAUCUCAAAGAGACUCACAAAACAUGGGGAUUAUUUUGCGAAUACUGGAGAAGGAAAGCCGUAUCCUAAUGAUAAAUUAUGCAUUGAGAUACUGGAGCAAGCUGAAAGAAGGGAUUCACACUUUGGAAAAGCAUAUGUUUCUCUUGCAUUGGAUGGUGACGUUCUUCGUGGAAGGUUAUUGUACCUUGAAAACCGAGUUGCGUUGUCGAGGAUAUUGUUUCCAGUGGAGGCAAGAGUAGCAACGGACAUUGCUCAAGUUGAUGGUACUUCGGAAUUUGCCCUUGGUCAUCUAGUUGCCAUUGAUCUAAAUGGAACUCCUACCAAAAUGAAGGAUGAACACUUAGCUCGGAUGAGAGCUCUCUCCAAAACAGUCGAACUCGGCAAACGUUACUUCCCGCGCUGUUCAAAUGUGCUGGACAAGAUCAUGGAUGAUGAACCUGAGCUGGCUUCGCUCGGAAGAGAUGCAUCCUCCGAGAGGAAGAGGAGGUUUCACGACCUGCAAGAUACGCUUCUGAAGGCGUUCAGCGAGGACAAGGAGGAGUUUAACAGAACGACAACCCUUUCAUCUUCCUCAUCGUCGACGCCCACUGUAGCAAGGAACUUGACAGGUCGGCCCAGGAGAUGAUGAGCACCCUGGCCCAUUCUUGCCAUAUUGUUAGCUGAUUCUUUUUCUGUCUGAAACUGCCCGCCGGAUUUAUUUUUUUCUGUUUAACGAGUACUAGUAGUCUA
This is a messenger RNA of Triticum aestivum (bread wheat), 2548 nucleotides long. Its product is annotated as BTB/POZ domain and ankyrin repeat-containing protein NPR1. The transcript is spliced from 7 exons. Bases 372 to 2444 code for a protein of 690 amino acids. Gene Ontology annotation, molecular function: protein binding. Gene Ontology annotation, biological process: regulation of salicylic acid mediated signaling pathway; regulation of jasmonic acid mediated signaling pathway; systemic acquired resistance, salicylic acid mediated signaling pathway. Gene Ontology annotation, cellular component: cytoplasm; nucleus. Lineage: Eukaryota; Viridiplantae; Streptophyta; Magnoliopsida; Poales; Poaceae. The record is from RefSeq and is a predicted model, not a curated record.